AUGAAGUUUAUUUCCACUCGUUACUCGCUGCUCGCCUUAGCUCUGCUCGGUCUCUCUCACGCGAACCCUCAACUCAGUGACGAGUCGCCGUGCGUAGCGCACUCCCCCACCAGCGGACUCUGCUAUGAUCUCAACGCGAUUUCAUUGUCGCCGCCAAAGCUGGAGAAUGGCAAGAUCUCGUCAGAUAGCCGAAACGAGAGCUGGCACGCCCGCGGACACGACUAUCCCGCGAACUUUACCUUGAAUAUCUGCGCACCGGUCAUCGAAGACUUGAAGGAUGUGGUUGGAGUAUCCUCGUCGCAAUGGAAGAAUGUUAGCGCCUACUAUGAGCAGAACGGAAAGAUCUAUUCUAUCGGGUACGUGUGGGAUCGUUAUACCAAUGAGAUACAUACUGACCUUCUUUCCAUAAGACAACAAGCUUCAGACCCUUUCUUCCGUGGUCGUAAGUUGGUAAUGAACUACACGAAUGGCUCUCCCUGCGACGAUCAAGAUGGUGCCGCUGUUUCCGUGACAAAUACCUCGAUGAAGGCCUCUGCUCGAACCAAGUCAACCCUUAUGUCCUUUCUCUGCGAUCGCGACGCUCUCCCGAACCAGGCCACCGCAUCUUUUGUCGGCACAUUAGACUCUUGCACCUAUUACUUCGAGAUUCGCAGCUCAGCGGCAUGCGGCGGAGUGGCAGUGAGCCCUAACUCUGGCGGGCUCGGACCUGCCGGAGUAUUUGGUGUGAUUGUUCUCAUUGCAGUUGCCGUCUAUCUUGUCGGUGGUUGUGCAUACCAGCGUACCGUUAUGCACCAGCGUGGCUGGCGCCAGUGCCCGAACUUCAGUCUAUGGGCAGGCAUGUUCGACUUUGUCAAGGACAUGUUCGUUAUUCUCUUCUCAUCUUUGGGCAGCUGCUUCCGUCGAUCGCCCUCGCACAGCGGCUAUACCCCUGCGGGCGGUGACGGCCGUGGCGGCUUUUUUGGUGCGUUUGGCGGUCGAGGAGGACGGAGCUCUAGUCGCGACGUAGACGCGGAGAAUCGCUUGAUAGAUCAGCUGGAUGAGACGUGGGACGAUUGA
Messenger RNA from Penicillium chermesinum, 1056 nucleotides. RefSeq lists its product as uncharacterized. The coding region runs from base 1 to 1056 and encodes 351 amino acids. Gene Ontology annotation, biological process: vacuolar transport. The record is from RefSeq and is a predicted model, not a curated record. Lineage: Eukaryota; Fungi; Ascomycota; Eurotiomycetes; Eurotiales; Aspergillaceae. The transcript has 3 exons.